CAGCGGUGUGCGUAUGUCCUACGUCCCCUCUACAACAUCAGUAGCUACCACUCAGAUGACCCAGUCCACGACACCUCCACUGCUACAGGAGUUAACUCCCCCUGUCGCGGUGUGCGCGGAGGCAACUAGCAAUACCACGCCGUUGGGCAGAUUGCGGAAUGCCAUGAAGAAUACGAGCUAUACGCAGUCGAACGGUUUCUUUGAUGCCUUUCUUGUGUUUUACAGUGAUGAACAUUUGAGUGAAGAACCAUCAGCAGACGAGCGUCGUCUCGAAUACAUAAGCGGUUGGGACGGGCCCGGCACAGCAGCCGUGGUGGCUGACGGUGGAGCGGCACUGUGGGUGCCGUCAGCCUACUUCCGUCGCGCCAGAAUGACGCUGUCUUGUGCCUGGCUCGUGCUGGAUGGAGAUGAUCCUAGUCAGCCUACGAUUGCUGAAUGGAUUGCUGAACGACCAGGCCGUAGUGGCCGCGUAGGUGCCGACGCGCGCCUCACCUCCAUCAGUGAAUGGCAAAUGAUCCUAUCCAGCUUGCAGCGUGAGAACUUACAGCUUAUCGCCCAUUCCACGUUGCUGGACCAGCUGUGGAACGAAGAGACAGAUCCUGAGCGAAAACGACCAGAGUUCACGAGGGUAGUCGCUAUGUCUCAUAAUCCGGAGUACGUAGGAAUGUCCUGGCAAGAAAAGGUGGCAGCCGUGCGUACAGAACUUCGUCCUGCCGGUGCGGAUGCCAUGAUCGUUACAGCACUUGAUGAAGUAGCCUGGCUCCUCAAUAUUCGUGGCAAGGACUUACCAUAUGCGCCACUGUUGAAGGCUUUCGUUAUUGUGAGCAAUAAGGAUGUGAGGAUGUACGUUCCUCCAGGAAAGCUGAUGAUGCCGGAGCGGGAUUCAUUGGCGGCGUAUAACUGCCAUCCCAAUGUUAAUAAUUGUACAAGAAUCAAUGACUACGGCAUGGUGUAUUCUGACCUCCGUCGAGCGCCAGAGACCAAGAUCCUCAUACCGACUGGAGGUACCUUCCAACGUGGAGCCUCUGCGGCCAUCAUGCAAGCUAUUCCACAAUCUAAACGGAUCUUCCAACCCUCCCCCAUCAUUUACUUGAAAGCUCAGAAGAAUCCCGCCGAAAUACAGGGCAUGAAAAAGGCACAUUUAAGGGACGCUGUUGCUAUGUGCACUGUGUUGAAUUAUCUUGAAAAGAAGGGAAAGUCGUUACUCUAUGAGGCGAUAGUGGCCGAGAAAAUAGACGCAACCCGCGCCACUCAAGCAGGAUUUCGUGGUCUUUCAAUGCGAACACGAGUUGCGUUCGGUCCGAAUUCAGCUGAACCGGAAUAUACCGCUACUAAUGCUACUAACAGACGAAUAUUCACUAACUCCACGCUUAUUAUACAGUCGGGAGGACAGUAUGAAGAGGGCACAACAGUAGUGACCCGCACAUUGCACUACGGCGUGCCAUCCCCACAAGAGCGGCGAGCCUACACCACAGUGCUCCGCUCGCUCGCGGCGCUGUCCCUGCUGCAGGCGCCGGGCACGCUGCCCGCAGCCCACGCGGACCCAGCCGCUAGGGCCCCGCUGUGGGCACAUAGACAGGACUAUCUGUUGCCUACAGGACAUGGCGUGGGCGCGGCGCUUAAUCGACGAGAAGAUCCUGUGGUCAUCGAUUACCGCCAAGAUACAAACUUACACCCGUUUCGAGAAGGAUAUUUUAUUACAAGCGAACCAGCAUGGCACGAGUUUGGAAAAUUCGGAGUAAAGCUGAGUAAUGUGCUCGAAGUGAUAUCUCGGCCAGCAGGAUUUCUGGGCUUUAGAGAAGCCACUCUUAUUCCCUACGAGCCUAAGCUUAUCGACCGAAAUUUACUCACUGAUUACGAGAUAAAUUGGCUAAACGCGUACAACAAAAGAAUUCGUACCACCAUCGGACCAGAAUUAACAGCACAGGGGCUCACAGACGUCUACUACUGGGUGAUGAACAAAACUAUAGAGAUCGAAUUGCCCUCAAAAAUGAAGAAAACUGCCUCUAGUUCUGCCAAUAAACAUUUUAUUGCAAUCUUCAUGUUAUAUUUCGUGUAUUUAUGUGCUGCUGUUGUUCAUUAA
This is a messenger RNA of Colias croceus (clouded yellow), 2083 nucleotides long. RefSeq names its product xaa-Pro aminopeptidase 1-like. The transcript has 10 exons. NCBI's taxonomy places the organism in Eukaryota, Metazoa, Arthropoda, Insecta, Lepidoptera, Pieridae. The record is from RefSeq and is a predicted model, not a curated record. The coding region runs from base 14 to 2083 and encodes 689 amino acids.